Molecule: messenger RNA, 708 nt
Organism: Eimeria acervulina
Lineage: Eukaryota; Apicomplexa; Conoidasida; Eucoccidiorida; Eimeriidae
Exons: 8
Coding region: 1-708 (235 amino acids)
Cellular component (GO): cytoplasm; eukaryotic translation initiation factor 3 complex
Molecular function (GO): translation initiation factor activity
Source: RefSeq, a predicted model, not a curated record
AUGGCCGUUGCAGACACUUGGGAGGACCUGCUCGAUGAGCUGGAGGAGCCAGCAACCCCUCCUUGCUCCCCGGAAGCUGCUACUGGGCUUGAUAAGUCGGCGAAGAAGAGCCCAGCGCAGCAGCAGCAGAAGCAGAAGCAGCAGCAGCAGCAGCAGGAGGUGGAGCUGAAUGACCCAAUGGAAGAGCGGCGAAGGAGACAGAUGUUAACAGAAGAAGCAGAAAAGCGAUUAAUGGAUGACUUGUUUGCGGGUUGCGAGCGCCCGCAAACAAAUACACAAAAAGUUGAAGUAGCCCCGAAGACAACCACCGCAGCAAAAACUGCAAAAACAAUAACAGCGACUUCCGCUGAUGUCUUCGACGGCUUUGAAUUAAAAACUUUCAAAGACUGCGAGCGCUUCGUGGAGCGCAUCUCCACCAAAAUAUUAGACAGCCCAGCAAAGAGCCCGGCUUGGCUGCGGCUGUUGGAUUUGCUGCUGAAAGAAUGCUCCCCCAAAAUGGAUCUCAAAGACUUGCGUUCGCUGCAGCAGAAGUUAGCAGCAACAAUAUCUGAAAAAGAAAAAGCAGAGCGGCUGCUCGCAACUAAAAAGAAAAAGCCAAAUGACAUCGGCUCUCAGUGCAGAAAUUACAAAGAAGAGCUCGAUGUCGUUUACGGUGGAGACUCCCAGGAUGACGAGGAAGACUACGACGACGACGAAGACUUUAUGUAA